Molecule: messenger RNA, 888 nt
Organism: Chenopodium quinoa (quinoa)
Lineage: Eukaryota; Viridiplantae; Streptophyta; Magnoliopsida; Caryophyllales; Amaranthaceae
Product: translation initiation factor IF-2-like
Exons: 5
Coding region: 1-888 (295 amino acids)
Source: RefSeq, a predicted model, not a curated record
AUGUCAGCUCCAAGCAGACAGGAGAAUUAUGAAUUCCGUCUGUACAAUAAGAAGCCCGACUUGAUGGGCCAGAAGUGUGCUCUUCCCUGGAUCCCAGAGGAAGAUUUUGACAAGAUCAUUGAGGAAGACCUUUUCGGCCUCACAGACGCAACCUUGUCAACCGGAGAAACAAUAAAGACAGAGAAGACUCCCAAGCGGUCCUCUACAGUCAUCCGCAAGGAGCUUGCGGAGAAAGCUGCGGCUGAGGUCAAAGCCAAGGGAGGAGAGGCUAUGCUGCGAGUGGACGGACUCAAACGCCCUUAUUCCCGCAAACGGGAAGAGGCGUCUAGAAUCCAGCAGCUGGAGGCGGAUCUAGAGACGGCCAAACAGCGGGAGAGUGAUGCUGAGACGGCCCAGAAGAAGGCAGAGGAGGCCCGGAAGAAGGCAGAGGAGGCCCGGAAAAAAGCUGAUGAGGCGCACAAGAAGGCCCAGACGGACUUUGGCACACUUCAGGGUGUUUCUGAAGAGAACACCAACCUGAAGACCAAGGUUGAGAAGCUAGAGAAGGAGGCUGCUCAAGCUCAGAAGAACUUUGCAGUAACCCUGGAGGCGGAGCAGAACCGCCUUGUUGCUGAGAGUGACGCUGACAAUGACGCCUGUUUGAAGAUCGCCUGGGCUGCCUUGUACCCAAACGCGGAUUACAGCGUCUGGGCACUGGCUCACAGCUAUGCCGAGUACGUGGUGUACUUAAGGGAUAGAGGCGAGCCAGAGCCUGACUCUUUUGAAGCCUGGGUCAACUCCAACAACGAGCCUUCCGCGCCUCAGCUACCUAGUCCGGGUGAAGCACAAGAUAUACCCUUAGAUGACGAGGAGGAGGACCAGGAGGCACCGUCUGCAGGCAAGAAGUGA